AUGUUGUGCGACGACCCGAAAUGCCUCUGCCACCCUCGCCCCAAGAAACCCUUCCAAAAGCUUGAGCUCGUCAUACGCGGUUCUCAGUCCAACGAAGUCUGUCGACUUCAUCAAGCGGGUGCGCAAUUAGAUGUCGUGUUUGACCUAAUAGGGAACGACAUGACGCUGCGAGAAACAAUCGGAGACCCAACCAUGGCCAAAGCCUCCUACUCAAUUGCCCUCCUCCUCAAAUCGAAGAUGAUGGAUUUUGUGAACUUGAAAGGCCUUGCCGACAACUCACUCCUUCUAUCGUUCCGAAUGCAGAGCUCGUUCUGCGCCGCGACGGGCAAAGACAGGAUGAUGUUCAAGGAGAAAUACCAAGGCUUCUCAUCCAAUCGACUUGAGAGCAGACUGUACAACGACUUCUAUUCUUGCAAAUGGUCCGAGCAGCAUCUGGAGCUACUUCUGCCGGCGGAACGUAUCAUGGGCUGGAAAACGGUCGCCCUCAUCUUGAAGACGUUCAAGCGCAUCACCCCGGAGAAUUGGUGCCACAUGGUCAAGCUGAGGAACAGGCCGAGCGUUGCGGGUCUGGACUGGAUGGCCAUCGAAGAUAAGGUGAUGCCUGCGAAAAUCGAGAAGCCCAUUACCCUGGCGCCUUCCAGUGAAGGAAAGAAGUUGCACUACCUUAUCGAGAAGAAGAAAGCAGCAGCAAAGAGAGCCAUGCAAAAGCAAGGACUACUUUGCCACUAG
Aspergillus mulundensis is the source of this 729-nucleotide messenger RNA. RefSeq lists its product as uncharacterized. The coding region runs from base 1 to 729 and encodes 242 amino acids. The record is from RefSeq and is a predicted model, not a curated record. The transcript has 2 exons. Lineage: Eukaryota; Fungi; Ascomycota; Eurotiomycetes; Eurotiales; Aspergillaceae.